CACUCGUGAAGUCCGCGCGGUCGAACGGUUCAAUGACUCUGGCGACCGUUUCUAUUUUCUCUCUGGUCGUGUCGUCGGUUCGCUCAGCAAGGAAGGGGGUCUUUGUUUGCGUUUCACGUUCGCGUCGCACGGUAUCAUCUGCGGUCGCAUCGCCGAGACGGAAUGUGCCCGCAUAAGUGGAAGCGUGGGUCUCGCUCCUCCCGGUCGAUGUGAAAUGUGGCGUGCCCCAGAGUGGCGCCGUCUUCGAGUGCAAGUGCAGUGAGGUGCAGUGGUGUGUGCGAAGGAACGUGGGUCGGCUCGGCCACGGCGAGCGAAGUGCGCGGAGGUGGCGGUGGCCGCGCGGCCAUGACCGGCGACAUGCCUCUAGGGAGCGCGCACGCGUUCGGGCGCGCGUUGCUCCGGGACGGGGCGCUGCCGCCGCUGGAGCCCGGCCCGCCAGCGCCGCCCGCGGCCAACGCGCAGCCGCCCGACAAGCGCCCGCCGGCCGCCGCCGCCAGCCCCGAGCAGGUCAUGAAGCUCUACAUGAACAAACUGACGCCGUACGAGCACCGUGAGAUAUAUGACUAUCCUCAAGUGUACUUCAUAGGCGCGAACGCGAAGAAGCGACCCGGCCUGGUCGGCUUCCCGAACAAUUGCGAGUACGACAACGAGCAGGGCUCCUACAUCCACAUCCCGCACGACCACAUCGCGUACCGGUACGAGGUACUCAAGGUGAUCGGCAAGGGCAGCUUCGGCCAGGUGGUCAAAGCGUACGACCACAAGAAGCGCGAAAACGUCGCGCUCAAGAUGGUGCGCAACGAGAAGCGCUUCCACCGGCAGGCACAGGAGGAGGUGCGCAUCCUGGAGCACUUGCGCGAGCAGGACAAGGACAACACAAUGAACGUCAUACACAUGUUUGACUCGUUCACCUUCCGCAACCACACGUGCAUCACCUUCGAGUUACUCUCCAUAAAUCUUUACGAGCUGAUCAAGAAGAACAAGUUCCAGGGCUUUUCUCUGCAGCUGGUGCGCAAGUUCUCUUACAGCCUACUGCAGUGCCUGCACGCGCUCAACAAGAACCGCAUCAUACACUGCGACAUGAAGCCAGAGAACGUGUUGCUCAAGCAGCAGGGACGCUCCGGCAUCAAGGUGAUAGACUUCGGCAGUUCAUGCUACGAGCAUCAGCGCGUGUACACGUACAUACAGUCGAGGUUCUACAGAGCGCCCGAGGUGAUGAUGGGCGCGCGGUACGGCAUGCCCAUCGACAUGUGGUCCCUGGGGUGCAUACUGGCGGAGCUACUCACAGGGUUCCCCCUACUCCCCGGUGAAGACGAAGCGGACCAGAUGGCGUGUAUAAUCGAGCUGCUCGGCAUGCCACCGCAGAAGCUCACUGAGCAGGGCAAGCGCUCCAAGAACUUCAUCAGCAGCAAGGGUCUGCCGCGGUAUUGUACCGCCACCACGCUGGCUGAUGGCACCACGGUGCUUAGUGGAGGUAUGUCGAGAAGAGGCAAGCCCCGAGGUCCCCCGGGGUCCAAGAGUUUUGUCACGGCGCUCAAAGGAUGUCAGGACAAAUUCUUCAUUGAUUUCAUUAGACGGUGCCUAGAGUGGGACCCGGACAAGCGGCUGACGCCGGCGGCGGCGUUGCGGCACGCGUGGCUGCGGCGGCGCCUGCCCCGCGCGCCGCACGACGACGAGCCGCACCAUGCGCACGCGCACGCGCCGCACGCCGCGCACGCCACGCACGCCGCGCACGCCACGCACGCCACGCACGCCGCGCACGCCACACACGCGCCCAACAACCACGUUAGUAUCGCGCACCACGCCAAGCGGCUCGCACACCCUAACUGCGCUGACAAAUAGACGAGUGUGACGACGGGUGCGGGCGGCGCGGGCGCGGGCGCGGGCGGGGGCGCGGCGGGUGCGGGCGCGGGCAGCGGGGGGCGCGCCGGCUCGCUGCGGACGCCACUCGCGCGCACGCCCGUCACCUUCAACGCCUCGCAAGUCGCCAAAGCGAAGUUGCAAGCAGCGUUGUCGGAGGAGGGCGGCGCGGUGAGUAGCGCGGUGGGCAGCGCGGGCGUGAGCGUGGGCGGCGCGCGGUACUGGGCCGGCGGCAAGCUGCCGCACCUGCCCGCGCCCUCCUAGCGCCCGCCGUCGGCGCGCCGGCUCGCCAAGGUGUCGUCGCUGGAGGGGUCGCGCGGGCGCGGCGGCGCGGCGCACGCGCGGCUCGACCUCGAGCGCCGCUCGCUGGACCUGGAGCGCGAGUUGCGCGCCGACCGCGACUCCGACGCCUCGCUCGACGACCGCGACCACCUCGUCUGAUGCGCCGCGUCACACUCCCGCGCCAGCCGCCGCCCCACCGCCGCCGCCACCGCCACCGCCACCGCCGAUAUACUACAAUACCAGUUUUAGUACGUUCUAUUCGGUUACACACGCCCCGUUUGACUUUCUUAAAUCGACACAGAACAUUUAACUGACCAUAAUACACUGUGUGUCCUUUCAACAGAGUCAAACGUGCGCCCGCGCGACUGCGCGUCCGCGCAUGUUCGUGUGUGCGCGUGCGCAGCCGCACGGUCGAAGCACAUAAUUUUCAUGUUCCUACUUAGUUAAGCGAGCGGAGCGGUGGCGGGGGCGGGCGAACAUUCGCUUGGCGGCGAGCGUCCCGAUCUAGUGCUUUAGAGGCAAAAUUGAUCUCAAUAAAUAAAAUAAAGACUAUGGAUAAGUUAUACGGACAUCUAGUGGAAUUGUGCGAGUAACAUAACGUGUUUUACUGUUUUCUAUGUAUUAUAUAUGACGUGAGAACGUUCGGAUGUGUCGAUGUUAGUGCCUACUAAGUCUGGUUUAGCGUUAGGGAACCUCGACCACUUUAAGGGAACUCUUUGAAUAUUUUACCGAAAAACGACAUGUGAGCUUUCGAGAGAAGAUUUUUUUUCGUACCGGCACACAUCGCUUCGUAGUGUUAAAGGCGUUUCGAAAUUCGUAGAAUCUUGCAGUGUGAUAUAACAAGAUUUUAUCUGAAUUUUUGGACACGUGACGGUCGGUGACGUCACGCCCGUCUCGGACACGCACGCCCGUACAGGGUGUUCCGACGCCGGCGUCACGGGCGACCCCUUCGUUUAUUGUAUUAUGUUGAAAAAAAUUCCUCUCGAAAACGUAGUUUAAGCGAACAUAUAUGUGUGACUAUUGUAACAAUUUUUCUACAAGGAAUCCAAUGUUAUGAAUUAUUAAUUAUAAUUUAAUAGUACGAUUUCGUUUUUAAGUUUUAGUUAAUUCUCCGUCAAGUGAUAUAGGGGACACUGUAUUUAUAAAGAAAUGGUGACCUUAUAAUCGGAAUUCUUGAUAAGGGUAGUUAGUGACAAGGCCUUUUAAGCUAGUUGUAAGGAGCUGAGCUACGCGGCGUGUUCGGUGAUAGCGUAGUAGAUGUUGUGAUCGCAAACACAUGGGUUAUUAUUUACUAGCGCCCGCGCACACGAGCGGCACGCCGCGAACCCUUGUGUCAAAAUAUACAAAUUUAUAAUUUGUCGAGCGUCACGUCGCUCGUGUGUUUAGGCGUUACAAGCUUAUGUAUACCAGUAGGUGAUGUUAUGUACCGUUGGCCAUUCGUAUAUGGAAAUACAUUAACUACGUAUUGUAGAGUAUGAAAGUACAUAUUUUAUCGACCUUUAUUAUUUAACUACUUAAAUUGUUCCUUUUUGUAUGUUUUUCGUAUCAUAGCCGUUGAGCACCGAUGUACUAAAAAGUAUUUUGCGUUUAAAAAUAAUGUGCAAUCAAGCAUUUUGUAAGUUCUGAAUAAAGUUAGAUUUCUGACAAAUUUGACCGAUACCAUAAAUUAGUCAUUAGUGAAAUUAGUCUAGUAUUCUUUAUUUGAAAAUUGUGAUGUUUUAGUAUUCACUUUAGUGAAAAAUAGGAAAACAUCUUGAUAUUACUGUGGACAAUAUAUAGACUGAUUUCAUAAGUGAGUAUUGUGAUGAAUAUUUGGACUUCAAUGGCCUUUUUGGAUGAGGACCUCGUUAGCCGUAAAUACAUUAAACGUUGAGAAAUUAGACCAACCCAGACCCGAGUUAUAACUAGAAAAAAAAUUUACUCAGAGCGCAAUAUACGUUUUUUGUAUGUAUGAUCGUAACGAUAUUAAAAGGACCAUGUACCUUAAACGGACCCCUAAAAAGGCCAAUAGAGUCCAAAUAUUUAGAACUUCGAAAAACACACCGACCACAACCUGUGCAAUAACUUCGAUUCGAAAAAAAUGUUUUAAUCGCUUAUAAUUUGUCUUCCUGUAUUUUUAAAAGAAGGCCUAUAGUGUAGAUGGAAAUAACAAGCAUUUCUCUAUUUUUAGUUCUUAGAUGUUUUUUUCUAUGUAUUAAUCGUAAUUAUAUAAUUAUAUUAUGGUUUAUUGAAUACAUUGUAUGGUUUUUUGUCAUCACAUCAAGUAUAGGGGAUGGAAAGGCGUAGCAAUGUGUGGAACAAACUUUGAUUCUAAGAGCUGAUAGCGAGAUGUUAUCAAUUUUACAUACUUUAAAGUUUUCCACUGCGUCCUAUCUAUCUAUAUAUUGGGUAGUUCUCGAAAUUAAAACUACGAAUAGUAAAAAAAUAAGUUUUCGUAAACGAGUUUUGCAAACGAUGUAAACGAUAUUUUUUUCAAUAGCGUGUAGUUCGGAUAUCUAAUAAGAGAAUAUGGACUUGAUACCUUGAAGAAAACGUAUUAUUUGUCAUACUUAACUUUAAUGUGACCAUUGGUAUUGCACAUAAAAUUGUACGUUAAAAAGUUGUUGAAUCGCGUCACUCUGAACAAAGUUAAGAUGAUAUUGACUCAGGAAUGCUUGACAGUCCAUAUUGACAAAUAUCCUACAAUUGAGUUGUGAACGUGUCUGCGUACUUUCGGUUUUUUAUUUUUGAUUGACCUCGUUCUCACUAUACUCAAAAUAGCAUUUUUUUUUAUUUAAUAAAUUUGUAUUAAGUUGACUGCCUUUCGUUCUUUAUUAUGCUCAAUAAUAGUUUAAUAUUAGUCUGGAGUUCUCGUUUAGGUACUGACAAAAUGCGAUGACAUUAGUUUUACUUUUGUAUGUGGGAACACACUUGUGGAUUUCUAACUGAAAUUUAAUUUAAAGGGCAGUACAUAUAGUACAGUGACUGACUAGCAUUUUCUGACCAAAUUUAUUUUACUUGCCUUAUACGACGUUAUAUUUCAAUAACGUGCCAUUUUAUUUUAUAUAUAUUUUGUUAUGUGACAUUAUAAAGCGUAUGUAAAUAUGAUAUUUUUUUGCCUUCAUUCGUGUGUUUCCACCCGUACCCCAAUAGCGUUUUAAGGUAUUUAGUCAAUUAUUGUAUAUCUUUUUUGUUUAAAUUUAACAUUGAAAACGUGAUGGCUGAGCCGAGUCAAUUCACAUCAGCCUUUAUAUGGAAUUGUGAUAGCUUGUGCUUCGUACCUCGUUCUAGCGUUCAACUGUAAGGGAAUGCAUGCAGAGCUUCUGUAUCGAAGUCGAUAGAUAAAUAAACGAUGUAUAAAUUGUUUUGUCUUGUGUGUUUGUAUUUUUAUAUGCUUCUGAGUGUUACGUUAAACUAUCGUAAUGUUUGUAAAAAUUGUCAUACGCACACUGCUUUUCUGUCGUUUCAUUUCUCAUAUUGUGUGCAAGAAAGUGUAUCAGAACGAUUUGUUUGUAACAACUCAAGUUCCGAGCCAAAUUAGAUACACUAUUCCUUAAAGUGGGAACCGAUUGUAAGUAAAUAAGUGAUAAGGUAAAUUUUAAUGUUUGUCAAUCGAAAUAUGUUUUUUUGUUUAAAUCAUUUUGUCAUUAAGCUACAAACAUGCAUACACUUUCUUACACAGAGCUAUCUAUUAUCGAAGACUCACGACUUUCUCAUUUUGUUUCGUAACAUUUGUCUAUUGAUUUCGACAUAACGCAUGGGCUACAUCAUCGGCGUCGAUCAGUAUUAACCACGCUUCACUCAGUGAUCAGUCACGCGUUACUGCCAACCGUCUGUACUCGGUUUUAUAUCGUUUGCUAGCGACAGAUUAGUAUAAGCUUCGGUUCGACCUUGCAUUUGUCUACUCAUAUUUUUUUUGUGAAAUAUUGUGUUCUCAUUUUUUACGUAAUGCUGGUGUUUCACGUCUUGAAACUCGUAGCGACUAUGUGAAUAUACAAUUUAAAAUAAAUGAAUUAUAUAAAUAAAUAAUA
Molecule: messenger RNA, 6149 nt
Organism: Manduca sexta (tobacco hornworm)
Lineage: Eukaryota; Metazoa; Arthropoda; Insecta; Lepidoptera; Sphingidae
Gene: Dyrk3
Product: dual specificity tyrosine-phosphorylation-regulated kinase 2
Exons: 7
Coding region: 346-1839 (497 amino acids)
Biological process (GO): peptidyl-threonine phosphorylation; peptidyl-serine phosphorylation
Cellular component (GO): nucleus
Molecular function (GO): ATP binding; protein serine/threonine/tyrosine kinase activity; protein serine/threonine kinase activity
Source: RefSeq, a predicted model, not a curated record